AUGGCUCCCAUCCCAGUCAAGAUGAACGUCGUUCAGAUCGCCAAAAACGGCGGUCUUGAUGUUCUGGAGAAUGCGCAGAUCCCCAUUCCCACCCCCACGGGCGACCAGGUCCUGGUCAAAAACGCCUACUGCGGCGUCAACUUCAUCGACACAUACUUCCGCGGCGGUCUCUACCCUGCCCCUCACUUUCCGCUCGUCCUCGGGCGCGAGGCUUCGGGCGAGGUCGUCCAGGCCGGGAACGGCUUCCGAGAGGGUGACAGGGUCGUCUACAUGUCCGGCACCGAAGCCGGCACCUACGCGGAGUACACGGCCGUCUCGGCCAACAAGCUCAUCAAGAUAUCCGACGCGGUGACCCUGGAGACCGCCGCGGCUGUCUACCUUCAGGGUCUCACGGCGUGGACUUUUAUCCGCGAGGCGGCGGCCGUCAAAGCUGGUCAGUGGACGUUUGUCCACGCAGCGGCUGGUGGUGUCGGUCUGCUGCUCGUCCAGAUGCUCCGCUCCGUGGGGGCCAAGAUCAUCGCCACGGCGAGCACGGACGAGAAGCUCGAGUUGGCGAGGAAGAAUGGAGCCGAGUGGACCAUCAAGUCGUCCGACGAUAUUGUCGCCAAGGUCAAAGAGAUUACGGGCGGACACGGCGUGGACGUUAUCUUUGACGGCAUUGGCAAGACGACUUUUGACGCAGAUCUGGAAAUGAUUGCCCUCAAGGGGCAGCUGAUCUCCUUCGGCAACGCGUCUGGCGCCGUGGAACCAUUGAGCAUCCUCAAGCUCGCCCCCAAGAACGUGCGCCUCAUGCGCCCCGUUGUCAAUGGGUACGUCACGGAAAGGGAGGACCUGGAGAGGUACAGCAAUGAGCUCUUUGACCUCGUGGCGGGCGGAAAGGUAGAGGCGAGGAUCCACGAAAUAUACCCAUUGGCAGAGGCCAAGCGGGCGCAGGCUGACAUUGAGAGUCGCAAGACUACUGGCAAGCUACUGCUCAAGUGCACAUGA
Molecule: messenger RNA, 987 nt
Organism: Emericellopsis cladophorae
Lineage: Eukaryota; Fungi; Ascomycota; Sordariomycetes; Hypocreales; Bionectriaceae
Product: quinone oxidoreductase-like protein
Exons: 2
Coding region: 1-987 (328 amino acids)
Biological process (GO): cellular response to oxidative stress
Cellular component (GO): cytoplasm
Molecular function (GO): quinone reductase (NADPH) activity
Source: RefSeq, a predicted model, not a curated record